AUGGAAGAGAAUGAUACGGUGCGCCCAAAGACUAAGGUCUGGCGCGCACCCAAGAAGCUGACGGCCGUUUUGGAAGAGAAGGAUAUCCCGAGUUACGUUUCCCGCGAGACUCACCAGAUUCUACAGCCCGCAAAGCAGCUACUCUAUCAGCCUGAUGAAAUCGACGUUCGCUGGCUGAAGCUUUGCAACGCGGCGCGAGUCGAGAACGGUCAGGCCCGGAUCACGAUGCACCAGCUCGCCCACACGCUGAAUACAUUCGAAAGUGAGGCAUACACAGCACUCCAUUGCGCGCUCAUCCAAUCGCUGGCAUUGCCUGCCCGGUUUCCGCUUCCUGAUGACGACGCGAAAUGUAUCAUAUGCGGGGAUCGUGAAUACGGUAUUGAUGCGGUGAAGUAUAACUGCGUGAUGUGCAACAUGACCUGCCACGCCGAGUGUCUGCUGAUGGGCACUUCAGAGUUGCCAGGCGAUUGGAAGUGCUCAAGCUGCGAAAAACUUGAUGGACGCCCGCCAAACUGCGUGCUCUGCCCGAUGCGCGGGGGCGGCUUCAUGGAGACGACCGACGGCAGAUGGGCCCAUCUGAACUGUGGAAAAUGGUUUUGGAAUUGCCGUUAUUCCGGAGCUGCUCCACAUAAACUCGACUGUCGGCAGAUUCCCCUGUCGAACUGGAGCAUGAAGUGCCAAGUGUGCAAUACAAGCCUCGGCGCGUGUCUUCAAUGUCGGGAGCCCGGAUGCGACGUGUCAUUUCACGUCUCCUGCGCCUUGCGUACCGGGCAUAAGUUUUACACCACAAAUGACAAAAAAUACCUGAAUUACCACACGUAUUGCCUGAAACACACGCUAGAGGUUAAAGGUAAAAAGCGGGGCAAGAAGAAAUCAUUGCCCGGGGAGCUCGAGAACAAUUGGGUGCGAUCGGAGGAGCUGGGCGAGCUGGAGAAAUAUUUGGUUGAACGCACGCCGGUGGAAGAUGCUAUUAGAUUAUCGGAUCUACCUGCAGAUAUCAUCAAAGAACUCUUUGCUUAUUGGAAGCUGAAGCGCCAAGACAAUGGCUACAAGCCGCUUAUUCAGGAAGAUCUGAUAAUUGUCGCCGAUUUGGAACGCCUCGUUCUGGAGCGGCUUUCGCUUGAUGACGAGGAAGAUGAGUCGACGGAUGAGAAGAGGAGCCGCGAUUUCAAGUCGUCGUCGGUUGAGAAAUGGGCCACACCAACGGCCAGCAUUUGUGGUGACGCUGGAGCCGAUCGAAACGUCGAGGAAACUCCAUUGGCAUCCUAUGCCACACCGCCACAAUCAAUGGUGCGCAAGCCUCGCACCUCAAAACGACGCCCUCUCGCCGGACUGAAUUCGUCGUCCCGU
Messenger RNA from Mesorhabditis spiculigera, 1350 nucleotides. The record is from the annotation of a GenBank genome assembly. Lineage: Eukaryota; Metazoa; Nematoda; Chromadorea; Rhabditida; Rhabditidae.